Mercurialis annua (annual mercury) is the source of this 3177-nucleotide messenger RNA. RefSeq lists its product as uncharacterized. The transcript is spliced from 13 exons. The record is from RefSeq and is a predicted model, not a curated record. Gene Ontology annotation, biological process: positive regulation of transcription by RNA polymerase II. Gene Ontology annotation, molecular function: transcription coactivator activity; histone binding; histone H3K4 methyltransferase activity. Gene Ontology annotation, cellular component: MLL3/4 complex. NCBI's taxonomy places the organism in Eukaryota, Viridiplantae, Streptophyta, Magnoliopsida, Malpighiales, Euphorbiaceae. Bases 133 to 2784 code for a protein of 883 amino acids.
UUCAAAAAUAAAAAAUUUCACCUUCCCUUAAAAUUAAAAUAAUUAAAAAUUUAAAUUAAAGUAAAUAACAAAAUAAUUGAAAACAAAACAAUCUCUAAUUAUUUUUCCGAAUCCCUCCCGUUUGUAAAAACUAUGGCCUUUCACGUAGCUUGUCCAAUUACAUGCCGUCGAAUUUGUUUCUGUACGCUAGGGUUUCCUCGCGAUCUCCACACCGCAAAAUCUAAGGCGGAGUUUUUGUUGCAAGUUUCGAGGAUUGAAGAGUUUGCUCGGGAUCCUGUGAGAAUUAGGGAUUUGAAAGACUCGUCGGCGACUGUUCAGGUUCUUGUUCCUAAGGUUUUGCCGGUUCCGGCGCCUCCUCCGCCGCAGCAGCCGUGUUUGCCUGUUGCGAGUGCUGUUGUUGUUCCUGUUGCUUGUGGUGAUGGAGAUUGUGGCGGCGGUGGUGGAGGAGCUGAGGAAGCGUCGGCUCAUACUAAGCGUGUGGCGUUGCAGAAAAAAGCUGCGGCUGCUAUGGUGGCGGCGGAGGAUUAUGCUAGACGGUUUGAGUCUGGUGAUAAUGCUGUGGUUGUCUCUAAAGAUGUUAUUGGAGAUGAGCAAGGUUUUUCUGGUGCAAAUGUAAUGUGCCGAAUGUGCUUUUUGGGGGAAACAGAAGGAAGUGACAGGGCAAGGAGGAUGCUUUCAUGCAAAAGUUGUGGCAAGAAGUAUCACAGGAGCUGUUUGAAAUCUUGGUCCCAAAAUAGAGAUUUAUUUCAUUGGAGUUCAUGGGCAUGUCCCUCUUGCCGAACAUGUGAGAUUUGCCGAAGAACUGGAGAUCCAAAUAAGUUUAUGUUCUGUAAACGGUGUGACGGUGCAUAUCAUUGCUAUUGCCAGCAUCCUCCACACAAGAAUGUGAGUUCUGGACCUUACUUAUGCACCAAACAUACAAGGUGUCACAGCUGUGGAUCCUCUGUUCCAGGAAACGGCCUUAGCGUAAGGUGGUUUCUGGGAUACACUUGUUGUGAUGCUUGUGGAAGAUUGUUUGUUAAAGGAAAUUACUGCCCUGUUUGUUUGAAGGUUUAUAGAGAUUCAGAAUCAACACCAAUGGUUUGCUGUGAUAUUUGCCAGCGGUGGGUGCACUGCAGUUGCGACGGCAUCAGUGAUGAAAAAUAUUUACAGUUUCAAGUGGAUGGGAAUCUUCAAUACAAAUGUGCAACAUGUCGUGGGGAGUGCCACCAGGUAAAAGAUCAUGAAGAUGCUAUUCAAGAGCUCUGGAGGAGACGUGAUGAAGCUGAUAGAGGAUUAAUUGCAAGUUUGAGGGCUGCUGCGGGGUUGCCAACUCAGGAAGACAUAUUUUCUAUCUCACCCUUUUCGGAUGAUGAAGAAAUUGGUCCUACAAUGGUCAAAAAUGAAUUUGGACGUUCUAUAAAGCUCUCUCUGAAGGGGAUAGUUGAGAAGUCUCCAAAGAAGAUCAAAGAGUAUGGGAAAAAAUCUUCACAUAAGAAAUCUGCUAAGAGAAAAGGUUUAAGUAAGACAGAAUUACAUCAGCAUGAGUUUCGAUCUUUGGGACACAGUUUCGAAGAAUAUAGUAAUGAUGACUUAGAAUCUCAUAAAAAGAGAAGACAUGGUGUUUAUUCUUCACCUGUUGCAGGAAUUGUCAACCAUGCUGAAGGAAUUUCCUCUAUUAAUCAUCAUGCCGGAGUUUUGAAACAUAAGCUUGUUGAUGAGGUGAUGGUGAGUGAUGGAGACAGGAAAUCUAGGAUUGUUAGGCUUAAGAAUAAUAAACCUCAUGAUUUUGAUAGUGGAGAUGACACUGAUAAUAAUGCUGGCAAGUUCAAAUCUGUGAAGGCAAAAAAGUUGGUCAUCAAUCUAGGUUCUCGAAAAAUAAAUGUUACUCAUUCUCCUAGAUCUGAUGCUUCCAGCUGCCAAAGAGAUCAAGAUUUGACAACUUCUAAUGGUAGUGAAGAUACAGGCCGACAUGUAAGAAGUGACAGGAUUGUGGGGGAUAGACGUGAUAUAUCUGCUAGAUUUGCUGAUGGAGAGACAGUUGAGCACUCUGGCCAAGUAAGAAGCGUAAAGUUUACACGGAGGGAAGGAAAUUUCAUAAAGUUAGGAAAAUUGAAAACUGAUAGUUCCAACUUAAAUCCCAAAGUUGAGAGAGGGAAUGAUGCUGAUGGUGAAACAAACAUUUCAGAUCAUGCACGUGUUUCAUCAGGUAAAAGAAGCAUUGAUGGAAGCCGGGCAGCAGUUGGGAUUGUAAAUGAAGUCCCAACACUUAGAAGUGAUAAGGUAUCUUUUGGGAAGCAACAGGAAUUCAGACUGGAGACGCAUACUGAAAGCAAUGAUGAUUCUGGUGAUACACCUACUUUGCAACCAUUGCCAAAAGAUUCGAAAUUGUCGCUGAAGUUAAAGAUAAAAAAACCUGAGCUUAUAAACCAAUAUUCUCGAAAGCCUCAACCUGAGGAAGAAAAGAGCUCCAUCAGGGGUCAAAGGUCGAAAAGAAAGCGAUCGUCAAACUUCCCGGAGAAAUCCCUUUUCAAUAAAGAUGAAGACGCUUCACUAUCGCAUCAAGACAGUGAAAUGAUGGAGGCUAGUUGGAUACUGAAAAAGUUGGGUAAAGAUGCAAUUGGAAAGAGGGUUGAAGUUCACCAGCCAUCCGACAAUUCAUGGCAUAAGGGAGCGGUCUCUGAGACCACUGAAGGCACAUCGAUGAUAUCUGUUACACUGGAUGACAGUAGAGUAAAAACUUUGGAACUCGGAAGGCAAGCAGUUCGCUUUCUUCCUCAAAAGCAAAAGAGGUCAAAGAUUUGAUGGUUGCUGAUCAUCACAUCAGGAGACUUCUUCCGUAUUAGAGGUGAAGCAGCAGUCUCCAUUCCCGAGGACGGAUGACCUGUGGUGGUUUGUGAUCUUGCUGUUCUUACAACAAAUCGUUAUUAAUCGGGGCUGGUUGUUAAUUCACUGGUAGAAAUGAUCCUGGACAAUCCAGGAAUUAUUUCAAAAUCCGCGCUCUCCAUUUUUUCCCUAUUGUCUACAUGUAUUUGGAUUCAUAUUUUGGUUUAGAUAUGCAGCUGUAGUUCUUUUUGUUGAUGAGUGCACAUAUUUAAUGGUACUUGCCUUGUUAAUUGUAGCUAGGAACGUAGUCCUCGAAAUUCAUUUAGUGGAGGAUUUGCUUGAUUUCUAAUUUUAAUUAAUUAUUUUGAGUAA